CUAGGCGCUCUAUCACCAGAGAAGACUGCAAUUCUAGAGCUACGACUAGAGGUUGAGGUUGAGGUUGGUUGGGAACUGCUUUGAUACAUACACACGGAAUUUAGCAAAAGCUAGAGCAAAGCAGCGGGAAAGAAGCGAUGGCGAUGCGUGAUCUUGUAACUGGCGGGGCUGCCUGCGCUGUUCCUGGUUCUUCUUCAUCUUCAAACCCUCUCGGUGCUCUUGCCAACAACCUCUUUGGUUCUUCUUCCAAAACCCAGGAAAGGCUGAGAGAGAUUCCUACAUUAUCAACUUCUGAUGGUAACUUCUACACAGCCACAAAUGAUCCUCUGAAUGCCUUAUCUGGACCGGAGCUUGGUCAUCAUCAUCUACCUACUAGCCAGGGAUCAGAAUUCCUUCGGGGUUUUCGCUCUGCUGAUCAGAAUAGACUGGCUGAUGCUUGGGAUGAGAUACACACAUCUCCAGUACCAAACAUUCCAGUUAUUGGCCAUAUAUCGAAUGUUAAUGGACCUUUGCAACCACAAUUGGAUGGACCGCCUCAAAGAGUUUUAGGAAGCUUUCUGCAUCAAUUUGUUAAUAGCAGUCAAGCUGGUGUUCCUUUUCAUCCCGUGCCUCUUCCAGUUAUGGGCUUGUCACAAGGUGACAAACAAUGCAUACGUGAUCGUAGUAGCAUCAUGGCUAGACACUUCUUUGCCGAUAAAAGUGAAGAAUUCAUUAAUGCACAGGUAAAUGCAUUGUUAUCAUCCUUGGAUAUUGAUGGAGAUGUCAGAGCUAGAGGCCCUCUCCCUGGGAGAUUCCGUGAAUUGGAGGGAUAUUGGAAUGAGUCUCAAAUUAUGCAGUCAGCUGGCCCUCAGGCAGCUGAUGGUUGGGCUGACGAAUUUGUUCAGCACAGAAUCGAUCAUGGUGAUCCAAAUUCUUGGGCUUUGUCUUUUGAGAGGCAACAUGGGGCUAAUGGCUGGGCUUCUGAAUUUGAGCGGGAUCAAUCUCAGAUCAUGACGGUGAAUCAAAUGAGAGGCGUAAAUAUGCCGGAUAUUGCUGCCAUGGAGCAGAGCCGCUUGUUGGCCCAUACAUUAGCUAAAAAUAAUGACCCAAAAUUCCAGAAUUCCAAAUUCCUUCAAUUUGUUUCAAAGAUGAGUCGCGGUGAUCUUGUUAUUGAGGACAAUCAAGUCAAGCCAGCUGCAACAUCUUCAGGCGGGGAUUGGGCAACAGAAUUUCAUCAACAAUAUGAUGGUGGAAAUACAUGGGCUGAUCAGUUCGUAAAUGGACAGGUUUCUCGUGGACCUGACGGUUGGGCAAAUGAGUUUGCUUCUGAACGUGGACUUGGAAAAGCUGAUGAUCAGUGGGUCGAUGAAUUUUCAAAACUGCAUGUCAAUGAUUGGGUGGAAGAAUUUGGCAAUCAAGUUGGGGAUGGAGCAUUGAGGGAUGAUUCUGCUGAUAGCUGGGCCAACGCAUAUGAUGAGUUUCUUAAUGAACAAAUAAUUUCCAAGCAGCAUUCAGACACUUCCAGGGGGGUUUAUGUAUUCUCUGACAUGAAUCCUUAUGUUGGUCACCCCAAUCCUUUGAAAGAAGGUCAAGAUCUUUUCCGAAAAGGUCUUCUUAGUGAAGCUGUGCUUGCCUUAGAGGCUGAAGUAUUGAAAAACCCUGACAGUUCGGAAGGUUGGAGGUUGCUUGGAAUAGCCCAUGCUGAGAACGACGAUGAUCAACAGGCUAUCGCAGCCACAAUGCGUGCACAGGAGGUUGAUCCAACAAAUCUUGAAAUACUCCUUGCUCUUGGCGUCAGUCAUACUAAUGAGUUGGAACAACCAGCAGCUUUAAAGCACCUGUAUGGUUGGUUACGCCAUCACCCAAAAUACAGAUCGCUUGCCCCUGCAGAGAUGUCUGAUUCCCUUUUCCACACUGAUGUCACAAGAUUAUUUAAUGAUGCUGCUCAAGUUUCUCCUGAAGAUGCUGAUGUGCACGUAGUGCUUGGUGUAUUGUAUAACCUAUCUAGGGAGUUUGACAAAGCCAUUGACUCAUUUCAGACUGCAUUAAAACUCAAACCACAAGAUUACUCUCUUUGGAACAAGCUGGGUGCAACACAAGCCAAUAGCAUUCAAAGUGGUGAUGCUAUAUUGGCUUAUCAGCAGGCACUAGAUUUGAAGCCUAACUAUGUCCGUGCUUGGGCUAACAUGGGUAUCAGUUAUGCCAACCAGGGCAUGUACGAGGAGUCUAUAAGAUACUACGUCCGAGCACUUGCAAUGAAUCCGAAGGCUGACAACGCAUGGCAAUAUCUGAGAAUUUCUUUAAGUUGUGCAUCUCGGAAUGACAUGUUGGAAGCUUGCGACUCUAGGAAUGUCGACGCUCUUCAGAAAGAAUUCCCUCUUUGAUGUCCUAAAAUAUACCCAUUCUUUUGUUAAAGGUAAAAUAGAAUAAGGAGGAAAGGCAGCAAGAAGAAUACAGGGGAGUUACAUCAGACAAAGCAUGCAACUAUGACCAUAUUGAAUUUUUGUUCAUUGCUGUAAUUUAAUUUAAUAAAUAACUGCAUGUCUUUCCCAUAAAGAUGUUAAUUACUGUCAUUUUGCCAGGGUAAGUUGUAUUAUUAUAAGAGGCACCAUAUAAUUUUAUUUUAAUUUUUUAUAAUAUUGUCGCAUGUUCUA
This is a messenger RNA of Impatiens glandulifera, 2633 nucleotides long. RefSeq names its product peroxisome biogenesis protein 5-like. The record is from RefSeq and is a predicted model, not a curated record. Gene Ontology annotation, biological process: protein import into peroxisome matrix, docking. Bases 138 to 2363 code for a protein of 741 amino acids. Gene Ontology annotation, cellular component: peroxisomal membrane; cytosol. The transcript is spliced from 15 exons. NCBI's taxonomy places the organism in Eukaryota, Viridiplantae, Streptophyta, Magnoliopsida, Ericales, Balsaminaceae. Gene Ontology annotation, molecular function: protein binding.